Messenger RNA from Benincasa hispida (wax gourd), 2152 nucleotides. RefSeq names its product 26S proteasome non-ATPase regulatory subunit 14 homolog. The record is from RefSeq and is a predicted model, not a curated record. Lineage: Eukaryota; Viridiplantae; Streptophyta; Magnoliopsida; Cucurbitales; Cucurbitaceae. Gene Ontology annotation, molecular function: protein binding; metallopeptidase activity.
GCAAUGACGCAGCUAGUGAGGUUCUAACCGAGGCGCGUCUAUUGCUGGUUGAAAACUAUUUCCAAACCCCCUCUUAGGCCUGGGUUUGGCUCAGGCCUUCGAGAAUUUCUGGAAGGGCUCCCUCCGGGGUAAAGCCCUACAAUGUUUCAGUUCUAAGACUUUAACUAAACUAUCUUCUAAUAUUUAUGUAACCUAUGCCAUCUAGCUUAGUAUCUUCUAAUAUUUAUGUAACCUAUGCCAUCUAGCUUAGUAUUUAGGUUUACUUGCAUUUCUGCAGCUCUCUACCACGUCUUAUUAACUGAAAGACACUGGGGUUACACCAGAUGCUAUUAAAUUAAACAAGCAAAACUAUAUAAAUAAAAGUCAUGCAAUUUUGGAUUCAACAAGUAUCAUUUGAAAUGUUGUCAAUAACAUAUUUGGGAGCUUAUGCUUUCAAAUGAGGGGAAUUUCGGAUAAGAUUUGAAUAUUUCUCUCUCUUUGAUAUUUUUCAUGUCUUACAAUUUAAUUUCUGCUAAAUUUAGGGUGAAUUAAAAUUAAAUUAUGUGCGAGGUAAUUAUUGAAAUACAUGGUUAAAUUGAAGAUUUAAUUGGAUGAAAUUAAAUUUUUAUCGUGAAUAUUGAUAAAAACAAAUUGACCCUUUUAAGAAAAAUUGAACAAAUUAACUAGAGAAGUUUAGGAGUAAAAAUGGAUUAUUUUUCAAAAUAAUAGUAGUAAUAAAUAAAAACGAUUUACUAAAAAAAGAGAAAAUAAAAUAAAAAUAAAAUAAAAACGAUUUAGAAAAAGAGAGAGAAAGAGAGAGAAAAAGAGCCACCGUAUUCUUAUCUUGCAGCAAAAGAAACUCUUGGUUACUUAACUGAUCGCCGGUGAUAGAUUUCGGAACUUAAGAUCGAGUCAUAGGGGAAUGUCAGGGAUGGAACGCCUUCAGAGAAUGUUCGCCGGUGCCGGUGGUGCGUUGGGACAUCCUCCUCCGGAUUCUCCCACCUUAGAUUCUUCCGAGCAGGUCUAUAUCUCCUCCCUCGCGCUUCUCAAGAUGCUGAAGCACGGAAGAGCUGGAGUUCCCAUGGAGGUGAUGGGUUUGAUGCUGGGAGAGUUUGUUGACGAGUACACGGUUCGUGUUGUUGACGUCUUUGCUAUGCCCCAAAGUGGUACUGGUGUUAGUGUUGAAGCCGUCGAUCAUGUUUUUCAGACUAACAUGCUCGAUAUGCUUAAACAGACUGGACGGCCUGAGAUGGUCGUGGGUUGGUAUCAUUCUCAUCCAGGUUUUGGGUGUUGGCUAUCUGGUGUUGAUAUUAAUACACAACAGAGUUUUGAGGCUCUGAAUCAGAGAGCUGUUGCUGUGGUCGUGGAUCCAAUCCAGAGUGUGAAGGGGAAGGUGGUGAUUGAUGCUUUUCGUCUAAUUAACCCACAGACUAUGAUGCUUGGGCAGGAACCACGCCAAACAACUUCCAAUCUCGGUCAUCUCAACAAACCAUCUAUUCAAGCAUUAAUCCAUGGGUUGAACCGGCAUUAUUACUCGAUUGCUAUAAACUACAGGAAGAAUGAGCUCGAGGAGAAGAUGUUGCUUAACCUUCACAAGAAGAAAUGGACUGAUGGUCUAACACUUCGCCGGUUUGACACCCAUUCAAAAACCAACGAGCAGACCAUUCAAGAAAUGCUAAACCUGGCUAUCAAGUACAACAAAGCAGUCCAAGAGGAAGAUGAGUUGCCCCCUGAAAAGCUCGCAAUAGCAAAUGUGGGCAGACAAGAUGCAAAGAAACACCUUGAAGAACAUGUCUCCAACCUUAUGUCCUCAAACAUCAUCCAAACAUUAGGAACAAUGCUUGACACGGUAGUGUUUUAAAGCUCCACACUGUUUGAGCUUAAUGUUUCAUCAUUAUUUCCUGCAACUAGAGGUGCUCCGUUUAAAUACCAUCCAAUGAAAAGCUACACGUCCAUUACGAUCUAAUUGGGAUGUCAGAUUCUUCAACAGCUAUUGGUUUUGUUCUAUUCUUGUAAUUCCUCUUUUUAGUUUAUAGAAACAGAGAAGAUGGUAAAAUGCACCUCUGUGUUUUGCACACUCUAAAUAUGUCUCGUGUACCCUUCCUUCCCCAAAAAUGAAGACUUGAUUGACGGUGAUUUUAUUGGCUCUAUAUGAAAUUAUAUCUUUCUUUCA